Molecule: messenger RNA, 4286 nt
Organism: Drosophila erecta
Lineage: Eukaryota; Metazoa; Arthropoda; Insecta; Diptera; Drosophilidae
Gene: jus
Exons: 7
Coding region: 306-1736 (476 amino acids)
Source: RefSeq, a predicted model, not a curated record
GAAAUUCAGUUCAGAACGUGGUCAGACGUCGAAGCGCGUGGUCGUGGAAUUUUCCGAGAAAAUCCUGGGGGAAAACAAACAGUGCGAGGCAGCAGCAGCAACAACAACCACUAUCUAGAGCAGAGGAAAUUUGGCAGACUUUGAUGUGAACCGGACACGAGGGCGAGCGCAGGAACAGACGGAAACAGAGCGAACAAACAGGGAAAACUAACCAAAAAGAACCAAAGGAGAGGGCCACGCCAAUAGUGUGCAAAUUAAUAUAGUCGAAGCAGCAUGGAUGAGGAGCACGACGACGAUCGAAUAAUAUGAGAUUAGAUGGGGCUCUAGAGCCCCGGCCCCGUCAAGGAGCUGCCACAUUCAAGGGCCGCCAGCCCCUGAGGCGCGAGAGCCGCGAACCAUGUGAGACGCAGCAACAGCAACAGCAGCAGCCAGCUGACGAAGACGACGAGGCCACAGACGCUGAGUGUUUGACCACCAACAGCAGCAAGAGGAGCAGCAACAAUUGCAAAGCCAACUUGGUCUCCAAUCCAAAGAGAACACCACCAGCAAAGUCCACGCCCACGCCCACGCCCACGCUCACGCCCAGAAAAACAACUGGCGGCAGAGGCAAUAGCAGGCAUACCAUAUUAAUGGCGCCCAACGUGGGGCAUCAGCGGAAGAGCCUUGGCCUGCGACUUCCGAUGAAGCAGGGCGGCAGCCGGCGGAGAAUGAUGGGCGCGGAAUGGGGCUGGGAGCGCCUUAACGGCCUGCUCCUGUGCCUGAUUUCCGUUGUUGCCCUGCUGCCGCCGCUGACGCUCGGCGAUGACGGCGAUAAUUUCUUUGCCGUGAAUGCCUUUAGUGCGGGUCCGGAGACGACAACGCCAGAGUUCGAUUAUGCCAGCCGCGGGCAGAAGAAGUUCGGCGACAAGUGCGAUAAUACCCUGGAAUGCGGCUUCCCCGGCUCCAUCUGCGAUCCUAAGAAGAAGUCCUGCCAGUGCACCGAGGAUCUGCCCGUCACCAAUCACUAUGACAAAUGUGGCAAAGAGGCCGCCGUGAACGAGUCCUGCUUCUUCAACGAGCAGUGCGAGAUGCGAUACUUCCAGACGGAGUGCCGGGAUGGACGCUGCAUCUGCCGGUUCGAGAUGUCGCCCAUUUGGGGCAAGGACGGAUCCGUGGAGUGCAAAGGGCGCCAGGAUAAGAGGGGACCCGAGACCUACAUCGACCCGGCCAUGAUUGGCGUGCUGGUAGGAAUGGCAUUGAUGUUUGUUAUUAUUUGUGUCGUCCUGCGAUUGUUUAGCCAAGCUCGCUGGCGUGAGAACCGGACCAUCUUCAACACGCCCAAUCCUCGCCUGAUGAACGUCUCCCUGCUGCGGGACAGCAAGCUGCUCCACGGCCAGGAGCGCCGAGGGUCCAGGAUGUCGGUGCGGGCGCCAUCCCGGCAGCCCAGCAUGGCCUCCCUGCGGCCCCACUCCCCCAAUCCGUCGCUAGGUAAGACAGGAUCCCAUUCGGAGUCACAUGGCAGCAAUGCAUCCGCAGCCUCGGUGCGCUCCAACCGCAGCAACUCGGUGGCUCCCGGCAAGGUUGUCCACCACGAGCGCCACGGAUCCGCCCAUCGCCAGCACCACCCACAUGGCCACCAGCCGAAGGAGCAGCCGCAGUCGCCGCAGUCGCAGGACCAGUCGCUGAUCACCAACAUCACCACGAAUCCGGUGGCCGAGAGCGUUACCGUCGAGAUCAUCGAGCCGGGUCAGAAGUAGGAAGUAUGGGCCCAGGAUCGAUUCUACUUGAUCUAAAGUAUGAUGGCGUAGGCAGGAACUGGCUACUAACUGGCUAACUCUCUGACACACGAACACAGGACACGAAAUGCAGCACAAACUAUAGGAACAUAUAGUCACGGUAUAUGCACGCGAUAAUAAGGCGGCGCGCUCCCAAAAGGGGCGUGACCCCGGCUACCACACACACACACACACACACAAGAAAUCGAAUUACACAUGAGGCCAUUGUUCGACUCUUUUUGACAAAGACCAUUUUUGCAAUUAAUGAAAAUUUUUUAACCAAACCAAUUAUAUACUUAUUAUAUGAAUAUGGAGCGUGUAAGGAAGCACACACACACAUACACCCAGAACAAUGCUAAAUGAAUUACUUACACCGUAAAAAAAUAAUUGAAAAAAACCUUGCAUAACAAAUUCAUACUACUCUUUUUUUCAACCAAAAAAAAACACAAAAUACAAAAUACAAAGAAACAAAAACGAUGAAACCGAUAAGGGAAACUUUACUAAUUUAAAUAACAUAUUGUAAUGCAGUUAUAUAACUAAGCUUUGGGUUAAAGGCUUUAAGGAUUAAAACACAGAAUAGGAAAACAGAGAAUUCACAGCGUAGGGAAACUAGAGCAUGAUCUCAAUCGUAGUGUUCUUUAGCCAGCCAUCGGAGGCACUGCAUCGUGGCCAAAGGUGCGAUUAAUUGGCAAAAACCAAAUGCAAACCGCUGAUACAACGCCUUAUCUAUACUAAUAUUAUAGAUCCAAUUGCCGCUCUAGCUCCCACAUAUGGAUGUUAUUACCCAGAGUCGAUGACAAACCAAGUUGAAGAAAUAUUUAACAACCUCGGGACCAUAUUUUAUAAUCAAAAUAUGCGUUUCAUUGCGAAGCACGCACGUACACCUUAUCCUCGUUUCGGCAUUAGCUUUUCGUUCCCGAACGGAUCUAGGUUCGGAUGGUAAAGGAGUACCUAUACUUUAUAUCAACUAGCUGAGCAAAUUUAAGGGAACACUCACACAUGAUAUUAAGGAUAACGACUAUACAAGCUCGCCGAGAGUCCAAAAUCUAAAUUGACUUCCAGUUGACUGUAUUGAUUUCACGCCUGAGUUCAAACUUUUAAGCAACGUAGACUUUCUGCUGAUUUACUCAGUUCAAAACUUACACCGCACAUUGCAGAUCGGGCCGAGGAUUUUCGGGCAGUGCACUGGGCUAGCCGGAAGUAGGGGAAGAUUUCCGGGUCUGUCCAAUGCGUAGGCCGAAUGGUAGGCUGCUGAUCUCCAGAUUAUAGCCAUAGUAGGAAUAGAAAUCGAUAUUGAUAAGGUUUAGUUGUUGCCCCCCAAAAACAGACGAUUCUCAUUUGCUUUUGUGCUCAAUCAAAGAAGCUUAACUGUGAGAAUACCAAAUGAAUACAAGAUACAAAUAAACGUAGAGCGAACAAAUCUUAAAGUUGCUUGAGAACUUCUAGCUAAACAAUUACGAUUAGAGUGACGAGGAGAAAACUUACGGAAAAUACAAAAAAAAAAAACGAAAACAAUUUUAUUAAAGCAUCGAAUUUUUCUUAAAACAAAACGAGCAAACAAACAAUCUUAUUUCUAGGACAACCAAAUCUAGUAACUUAUUUACAUUCUAAAGGGCGCAUUCAGAAAACAAUUUAGGCUUUGGAAUUUGGGGAAGAAUUUCAAGGUUUAACUUUGUUUUAUCAACCGCAAGACACUUACAUCUAAGCACCAAAGAACUAGAGUAUAUUACAACUAAUUAUAAAGAGAAUACAAAUAAAUGAAUCACUGAUUUUUCUAUUUACAUCAAAUAUUGUUGAAGGCAGACUUUAAGCGAAUUUUAAAUAAGCUAAACCAAUGGCGAGCGUAUGAGGAGAAUAUUUUAAAACCAAUUAUAUACAUACAUGAAUAUGCUUUAUUUACUUUAAUAUUUACAUUACUCGUAUACACAACUACAUCCAACUAUAUAUGAACUUGUAUUAAAGUUUCGUGGAAAACUGCUACCAAACCGAAUGCGAUAAUUCAUUUACACUCUACCAAGGAAAACAAAAAUUUUAUAUAAGAAGCGAAAUCGAAAUCGAAAUCUUGUAAUAAUGCUAAUACUCGUAUUAUACAUCUAGAAAUCAAACGCCAUUAUCGCACAUCUAAGCCAUACAAAUCGAAACUAAAUCGAAAGUAAUGAAGAGUCAACCUAAAUCUUUAAGCCUAGAAGAGAAGCAACUUAUAGAGUUCAACAUUUCGAUUUUCAUGUGACUUGUAACUACAAAGAAACCAAAACCGAAACAAAAACAAAAACCAAAACCGAAUCCAAAACCAAAAGGAUACUAGAAAGGAUCGUAGUUAUAGAGAGCGAAUCAAAGCCAGACAGUACGAGUAGCAAAAUAUAGACGAUGGUAAUGUAAUCUUAACCUACAAGACAAAUUGCUUUUUCAAAUUCCAGAAGGCAAACGAUCGAGUAUAUUAUGAACUACAUAUAAAGUAUAUACAUAUAUAACUAUAUUUAAAGAUCAGUUCACUAUAAUAAAGUCUAUAUUACCAUACCUAACGAACGAAAA